Macadamia integrifolia is the source of this 5005-nucleotide messenger RNA. RefSeq lists its product as uncharacterized. The coding region runs from base 1019 to 2692 and encodes 557 amino acids. The transcript has 11 exons. NCBI's taxonomy places the organism in Eukaryota, Viridiplantae, Streptophyta, Magnoliopsida, Proteales, Proteaceae. Gene Ontology annotation, molecular function: DNA binding. The record is from RefSeq and is a predicted model, not a curated record.
GUUAGCUUCACAGGGGUUUAGAUCUUGAAUUCGCAAUUUCUGCAGCUCAGCUGGAAUGAUCACAAAUUUCAACCAUAUCUUGUUGAGUCUUAGACACAUAGGUCAUCUUCUUCUAACCCUAAAAGAAUCUAAGAUCGAAUAAUUUGGGUUUCUGCAUAUUUUUUUUUUGGUCGAAGCCUCGAUUCAUGCUGUUGAAGCUACAACAAGCCUGCGAUAUCACAGUUGCUUCAAUUGGGGGGUGGAGAGUCUCAUCAGCAUUGACAAGUGACUAGCCAGGAGCGAGUGGGAGAGAGAGGGAGCCAGUUUGGAAAGUUUUUUCUUUUUUUGGUCUAAACAUGGUUACGGGGUAGUUUCGGUAUUUCAUAAGUAAAGAUGUGUGGGGAACACCGAAAAGGGUUAUCAGAGAUCUUGUUAUUUCCUCUUCUACCUAGGUGGGUUUUUAUGGAAAUGACUAAAAUCUAAGCUGUAACGGCUGGAUUUUGCUGGAAGGGCUUAGAGAUUUUUUGUUUCUGCCUCUUCUGAAAUGGGUUGUUGUGGAAAUGGCUUAAAAGCAUAGCUUUUGAGGGCUAGAUUCUUAGAGAUCAUUCUGUCCGGGUAACAAAGAUGAUGAGUUUUUGAGGAAGGUGUCUUUGAAGUAUUUAUACUGUCCUCUGGAUUCAUCUGUGUCAAGUCUUCAUUACCGGAGGUUGUAGAGCAGAGAAGUCCGAUGAAGAAGCUUAAAGCCAAGAAGGAAGAAGUUGCAGAGGAUUACUGCUUUGUCUGUAAAGAUGGAGGCUUGCUACUUAUCUGUGAAUAUAAGUUUUCAAGAACCAGCAAAUCGGAUCCCAUUCCCGAUGCAGAUCAUAUUCAAUGUUGACUGAUCCCGAUUCUGACGAGUCUAUAGGGCCGAUUCCAGGAUUAAAACAACAGAAUCAGUGGAAUAUACCUCUAAUAUGCCGAUUCUAGGAAUUGUUUGAAAGCUUAUCAUCCUGAGUGUGUGGGAAAGGAGGACACAUUCUUGGAAACUGGAGAACGCUGGAUGUGCAGUUGGCAUUCGUGCUUCAUUUGCAAUAAGAAAUCCAAAUUUCAUUGUUUUUGCUGUCCGAAUGCUGUUUGCCAACGUUGCAUAAAAGUUGCGGAGUUUGUACAAGUUAGAGGAAAGAAGGGCUUCUGCAACAACUGCCUAAAGCUUGCUCUACUCAUCGAAGAAAAUGUGGAUGUUGACUCUGAUGGGGACACGGUUGAUUUCAAAGAAAGAGACACUUGUGAGUUCCUAUUUAUGGAGUAUUGGGAGAUAGUAAAGGAAAAAGAACACUUGAGAUUGGAAACUCUCCUUCUGGCUCAGAAUCUCUUGAAGAAGGGUGAGAAAUAUCACAGUGAGUCAGAUUCUGAUUGUGAGAGGAUGGAUGGUACAAUUGAAGAUGGUAAAUUGCAAUGGAUGGAGGAACCCAAGGGGCAGAAUUAUUUUUCAAUGAAGAUGAUGAAAAGGAAGGUCAAGUCAAAGAAGAAGGAGUUUAUUGGUUGGGGUUCAAGGCCACUUAUUGAAUUUCUUUCCUCCAUUGGAAUUGAUACAAGUAGACAAUUUUCUCAGUAUGAAGUGAACUCUAUCAUCAGAGAAUAUGUCAAUAGGAACCACCUCAUGCAUCCUGUGAAAAAGAAAAGGAUUGUGUGUGAUGGAAAGUUACAGUCUGUUUUUGGAAGGAAAACCAUAAACCGAAAUAAGAUCGAUGAUUUACUGGAAUCACAUUUUUCUGAGAACGUGGAAGACUCAGAUGAAGAUGAAUUCAAAUACAGUUCAGAGGACAUCGAGGAUGAUUCUUCAAAGGCCUGUGAAAGACGGAGGAUAUCAAGCUCAGUAAGAACUCGUAAAAGGAAAAAUGAUUUGGAAGUUCCACAGAGCUGUUUUGCAUCUGUGACACCUAGAAACAUCAAGUUGAUUUAUUUGAAAAGGAGUUUGGUUGAAUGUCUUUUGAAGAGUCCAGAGACAUUUGAAGAGAAAGUGGUGGGUAGUUUUGUGAGGGUCAAAUGCGAUCCCAAUGACUACUUACAGAAAUGUUCUCACAAGCUUAUUCAAGUUACAGGUAUAAAGAAGGCCUCAGGGACAGGUGAUGUCAGUACAGAGAAGAUCCUUCAGGUUUCAGACGUGAAAAAGGAAAUUUGUAUUCGCAUGUUGUCUGAUGAUAAUUUUUCUGAGGAAGAAUGCGACGAUUUACGUCAGAGAGUGAAAGAUGGUCUGUUAAAAAAGCCUACUAUUGUGGAGCUUGAGCAGAAGGCCAGAAUUCUACAUGAGGAUAUAACUAAUCAUUGGAUUGACAGAGAGAUUACGUUGUUACAAAACCUCAUUGAACGAGCAAAUGAGAAGGGUUGGCGCAGAGAGCUCGUUGAAUACCUAGAAAGAAAGCAGCUACUUCAAACACCAUCAGAACGAUUGCGGCUGUUACAAGAGAUUCCAACAAUAGUUGCGGAAGAAGUUGAGCCUGAAGCGAGUCCCCAGGAUUGUCCAUUGGAUAUGAAAGAAGCAAAAGAUGACUCACCAAGAUCGAUAAUUUUAGGGGCUUUGGGAAGAAGUUCUUCUGAGAAUUUAGCUGGUGAUAUAACUGUAUCAACUCAGAUGAUGGUGAAAACCGAUGCUGCAGGAGAUGGGGUUGUGUAUGAUCAGAAAUCUGAAAAAAGUGAAGUUGGAGGUAGUGUAAUUCUCUCUCUCCUGCAUUGAUUUUGUGCAUUUUGUUUAUAUAUGCAAUAAUUCAGCAUACUUUCAAUAGAAAAAAGGAAUUGCAUUGUAGUAAAGCUCCUCGUUGAAAUCUUAAUUUAGAGAUUUGAAAGGCAAUGUAAAAUUUAGAAGGAAGACCCUCUACAUGAGAAAGAUGCUUCUGUAGAAAACUAUAUUAUCUGCAGCCAAUGCUCUAUUAGACACCGUUCGGCACCGAUAUAUACGAAAGAUUAGUGUGGCAACUUAAUGAAGCCUUGAGAAAGAUGAAGGUCAGCAAGACACCAAGCCUAGAUGACAUCCCAAUAGAAGUGUGGAAGACCCUAGGUGUAUGUGGAGUUUACUAGUUAACCAAGUUGUUUAACAAGAUUAUGAACACAAGGAAAAUGUUAGAUGAAUGGUGGAAAAGCAUUGUUGUUCUGAUCUACAAAAAUAAAGGUGAUAUUCAAUGCUCCAACAACUACAGAAGCAUAAAGCUAAUGAGUCAUACUAUGAAAUUAUGGGGGAAGGUUAUAUAGGCCCGCUUGAGAAGAGAGACUCGUAUCUCUGAGAAUCAAUUUUUCUUUAUGAGAUCCUGGUGACUAGUGUGAGAUUUGUGGAAGGCUAGGGCAAGGAAUUCCCAAUUACGAUCGGUUUACACUAGAGAUCUACCUUAAGCCCUUAUUUGUUUACUCUUAUCAUGGAUGAGCUAACCGAGUGCAUCCAAGAUGAGGUCCCAUGGUGUAUGCUUUUCGCCGACGAGGAUGAUAUUGUUUCAGUGGAUGAGAUAAAUGAAGGGGUUAACACAAAGUUAGAGCUGUGGAGAUCAACCUUGGAAACAAAAGGCUUUAAGAUUAGUAGAUUGAAGACUGAGUAUAUAUGGUGUAACUUUUGCUACACAAUGUUGGAUAAUAAAACGGUAAAAAUUGAGAGAGAUACAACAAAGUGACUAUUUUAGAUAUCUGGGGUCAACCAUAAAUAAAGAAGGCUACAUAGAGGAUGAUGUUUCACAAAGAAUUAAAGUGAGAUGGAUGAAGUGGAGAGGAGCGACUGUAGUGUUUUGUGACCGACGUCUCCCUUUAAAGCUUAAAGGGAAGUUCUAUAGAUCUGUUGUACAACCGGCUAUGAUGUACGGGGCAGAGUGUUAGGCUGUAAAGAAGUGGCACAUAGAUGAGCUAUGUGUAGCAGAGAUGAGGAAGUUACGAUGGGUGUGUGGCAAAACUAGGAAGGAUAAAGUAAGGAAUGAGCUGAUUUGGGAAAAAUUUACCCUGAUUAAUGACGAGCUCCGAGAAAUCCGUUUGAGACGGUAUGGACAUGUUCAACGGAGGCCUGGUGAUGCCCCUGUAAAGAAAAGUUUGUGAUAACAAUUGAAGGAGCUAAAAGAUUUAGGGGCAGGACUAAAAUGACCAUAGGAGAAGUUGUGAGGAAUGACAUGCAUAGCCUAGGUCUUGUCCCAAGUAUGACUUCAUAUAGAGCCUAUUGGAGGGCUAGGAUCCAUGUAGCCGACCUUAUGGAGCUCAGUUUCUCUUGGUUUGCUGGGCUUUGCCUCUUUCCCCUUACUGUCAUUUGUCUUUCAUGUCUGGUAUCUUUUCUAUUACUUUUCUUUUGCCUGGUUCCUAUGAUGUUUUGGAUCUCUAUUUUUCUCUUUUUGUUUUGCGCAUAUCCAUGUAGACCCCAUUAAAUUGGGAUAAGGCUGAGUUUGUUGUUGUUGUUGCGAGGCUACAAGAGAGCAACACUUAUUAACCUACAGACUACAGUAGACCAGGAUCAAACAUAAAACUGAAUAUAUGAUCAGAAUAUAGAAGUUAAAAUAUCUCAAAGAACAAAAGAAAAGAACAGAAGGAUUGGUAGUGAAGGGGAUAAAGGUAGUCUCUCUCAACCAUGACCUUUCGCCACUGUCGCUCACAGCUUCCAAGCCGAGGCUCUCUUUUCUUUAAACUCAAUCCUCUUUUAGGCACUAAGGCCCUAACAUAUAUAGAGUACUGUGGUAACCUUUACAGGAAAGAAAAUUAAAUAUAAAAAAAAUUCAACAAGUAAUGGCCCACACAUGGUUUUGGAUACCUUGUGCAUCAAGAAGGAUAAAAAAAUGGAAACUAACCUAAAUUACCUUGUAAUUCUAGUUAGAGAAAAUACAAAUUGAAUAAUCUCAAAAUAAAAACAAAAAGAAGUCUUUAAAGGAGUCCACACAAGUCAGCAACCUCUUCCAGAAAAUAAUCUCCGUGUAAUCUUUUCAUGGCCCUACAAGAUGCCCUAGAAGACUUUUUCCGCAAAGAAGAAACUGCUGCAUCAUAUACUCCAUGCGACAGCCUGGCUGAGUAAGUCUAUUCCUAAAUAUUCCAC